Adineta steineri is the source of this 1128-nucleotide messenger RNA. NCBI's taxonomy places the organism in Eukaryota, Metazoa, Rotifera, Eurotatoria, Adinetida, Adinetidae. The record is from the annotation of a GenBank genome assembly.
AUGGUUACUGGAAUAAUAGCUUAUCGAUUUCCAUCACGAGUUUUGGGUUUCUUUUUUAAUUAUUCUAGUGUUAGAGAAAUUGAAGUACGUAAUACAUUUGUUGCACUAGUUCAUCGUAUUCUUCAAUUUACUGUUUUGGCUUAUAUUUUUCUUUAUAUUGUCUGGAUAAGAAAAGGUUAUCAACGUUUUCAAGAACCACGUGGAUCAAGUGUAAUCAAAGUGAAAGGUAUUGGACGUGUUAAUAUUAGUAAUCCGCAUGUUUAUCCAGAAAAUAAAGUGCAAGCCCUAUGGGAUGCAAGUGAAUUUGGAAUACCACCUAUUGAAGAAAAUGCAUUUUUUAUUGCAACUCGCAAAAUAAUUACUUACGAUCAAACAGUAGGCAUUUGUCCAAGUGCUUUACUCGAGAAAGUCUUUUGCAAUGUCACAUAUAAUCCUUGUAAACAAGGAACGAUAUCGAAUAAUACAUUAGGUUUUCAAACUGGAAAUUGUGUACCAAGUUUAGAAGAUAAAACAAUACAUGUAUGUGAAAUAGAAGCAUGGUGUCCUGAAGAGGGUGCAAAUUCUACAGGAACUGUCAAAAAUGAUUUCGUUUUUACAUGUCGUUUUCGCAGUAAAACGGCUCGACAUUGUCCUAUUUUUCAAAUUGGUUAUAUUCUUCAAAAACUUAAAGAACAAGAUCCACGAAUCAACUUAACAGCUCUUUAUCAUCAAGGUGGUCUUAUUGAGAUCAGACAAAAUUGGAACUGCAAUUUUGAUUCUUACAAAGACCGGACAGAUUGUUUUCCAGUUUAUGAUUUUGAUCUGUUGCAAAAAGGCGAUGAUAAAUUAUCACCAGGCAUUAACUAUCGGUUUGCUGAUAAAUAUCGUAUGAAUGGAAUUGAAUAUCGAACAUUAACAAAAAUGUUUGGACUCCGUUUUGUUCUGACAAUUACAGGCGAAGCAGGAAAAUUUGAUUUUUAUUUUUUAUUUCUGGCUGUUGGUUCUGGUAUUAGUUGUAUGGUAAUAGCAGAUUUUGUAUGUGAAUUUAUUUUCAAAUAUAUACAUAAGAACAAUGAACAAUACUCUCAGAGUAAAAUAAGUAUCUGCGAUUUGGUUCAAGAUGUAAAUAUUGCAUCAACAAAAUUAUAG